Lycium ferocissimum is the source of this 420-nucleotide messenger RNA. RefSeq lists its product as uncharacterized. Lineage: Eukaryota; Viridiplantae; Streptophyta; Magnoliopsida; Solanales; Solanaceae. Gene Ontology annotation, molecular function: zinc ion binding. The transcript has a single exon. The record is from RefSeq and is a predicted model, not a curated record. Bases 1 to 420 code for a protein of 139 amino acids.
AUGCCUCGUGCUGAAACAAGGAUAAGGAAGAGAAUGGAAGCGAUCAAAAAGGUAGUUGUCAUUGGUGUAAAUGAAAACGAGUACACCGCGUGCGGACACGGCGACCAUGCAACUGUCAACCUGUCGACUAUGUCAUGUUCUUGUAGAGUUUUUGACGUGGACCAGCUCCCGUGCCCACAUGCCCUAGCAGGUCUGAGUAAGAGGUAUCCAGAUACAUUUGGAGACUCUGUUUAUAACCACUCUUCUGUAUAUUACUCCGCAGAUGCAUACUACAAAGCAUAUGAAGGUGAUAUUGUCCAAAUUCCUCAUGAAAGUAAGUGGAUGAUUCCAUCAUAUAUGCAAGGGGCACAAGUUCCCCCACUAAAAUACGUUCCUAAACUGGGUCGAAAGAGUAAUAAGCUUAAGAAGGGUGUCCUGUAG